GAGCAUGAUAUGUUAAAAACAUUUGUUCCUCUACGUGGGCUUCCUUCCAUCAUUAUAGAUGAUAUUGUGCCAAUUGGGCAAAUUGCCUACAGGGAAUUGUGGCACUACUUGCUAGAAAUCGAUGCCCUUUCUCCUUGGCUUGUUUAUGGUGAUUUCAACAUCAUCACCUCACAUACUGAAAAAGUAGAAAGGCAUGCUCCUACUUUAUAUGCUAUGGAGGAGUUCACUCAAUUCAUUAAUCAGGGGGGACUGAUAAAGGUUGG
Molecule: messenger RNA, 263 nt
Organism: Dovyalis caffra
Lineage: Eukaryota; Viridiplantae; Streptophyta; Magnoliopsida; Malpighiales; Salicaceae
Source: the annotation of a GenBank genome assembly